AUGGCGAACGAUACCUCAUCUGUGCCACACCAUGGCACUGUAUCCAAUGGCCGGACCAACAACAGCCAUGCUGACAACACCAGCCUCGACAACUAUGACUCAAAAGCCCUGGAAAAUGCAGUCACGUCGACUGAGUCAAUUCCAACCCAUCCUUUGGGAGUGAAACCGCUGGGCAACCAGUAUCUCUCGGGCCGUCCGAACGCUCGGAAACACAUCGGAUAUCUGAAAAUUUUGCCCGAUGAGGCUCUUAUGCUCCUUUUGGAGUAUUUCGACGAGGAUCGUCUCCGAAAUCUAGGCUACACUUCCAGAUUCCUUUACGCAUUCUGCCGCUCAGAUGACUUGUGGAAGACGCUAUUUCUUCAAUCUCACAGCUCAGGAAGAUUUGAAGGCAAAUGGCAGGGAUCUUGGAGGGCUACCCAGCUGAAGCUCUCCUCUGAGCAACAGGCAAACAUUGACUGCAGCAAUGUCUUCUCUGACGUUAUACACCGACCGUUUGUCUGUAGUCAUGUAGACUUGAAGCAAUUCACCUCAAGGAUACCAACUCGCAACAUGAUCCGGCGCAUGGAAACCCUGACUUACGAGGAUUUCUCUGAGAACUGGACCGAUACCCCUUUCGUUCUCACCAAAUACAUCCAGAAGUGGCCUGUCUGCUACGAAUGGACUAUCGAUGCCAUAUCAAAACGCUACAAUGAUGUAGAGUUUCGCUCAGAGGCCGUUGACUGGCCCUUUUCGACCUACAACGAGUACAUGAACAAUAACGACGAUGAGAGCCCUCUCUAUCUAUUCGACAAAAAGUUUGCCGAGAAGAUGAAGAUCGCGAUUGAGCAAAAGGAGGGUGCGGCUUAUUGGAAGCCGGAAUGCUUUGGUCCGGAUUUGUUCGAGCUUUUGGGAAAGGAACGGCCCGCCCAUCGCUGGCUCAUCAUCGGACCCGAACGAAGCGGAUCAACCUUUCAUAAGGACCCCAACGGUACGAGUGCGUGGAACGCGGUGAUCCAAGGUGCGAAAUAUUGGAUCAUGUUUCCACCCACGGCUAUGGUCCCCGGAGUGAUUGUCUCGCAGGACAGCAGCGAGGUCACCAGCCCCUUGAGCAUCGCAGAAUGGCUUCUCGAGUUUCAUGCAGAAGCACGUCGGUUACCCGAGUGCGUCGAGGGUAUCUGCCAAGAGGGGGAAGUUUUACAUGUGCCGAGCGGGUGGUGGCAUCUAGUGGUCAAUUUGGAAAGCGGCAUUGCACUGACCCAGAAUUUCGUACCGAAAAAUCAACUCUCCGAGGUUAUCUCAUUCCUGAGGGAUAAGCCAGAUCAAGUUUCUGGCUUCAAGCAAGAAGUAGCUGAUCCAUACGCGUUGUUCAUCGAGCGACUGCGCCAGGAACAGCCAAAUCUGUUGGAAGAAGCCCUUCUUAUUUUGGAGAAGAAGAGCAUUCAGAAAAAGAGGAAGUGGGAGGAAGCAGUGGGCGGAAGCCAGGCAGAGACCAGCGGAGGUGGCUUCAGCUUCGGAUUCGGGGAUGACCUGGAUGACGAAGAAAUCCCCUGA
Colletotrichum phormii is the source of this 1530-nucleotide messenger RNA. Its product is annotated as F-box domain-containing protein. The coding region runs from base 1 to 1530 and encodes 509 amino acids. The record is from RefSeq and is a predicted model, not a curated record. Gene Ontology annotation, molecular function: cis-regulatory region sequence-specific DNA binding; protein binding. The transcript has 2 exons. Lineage: Eukaryota; Fungi; Ascomycota; Sordariomycetes; Glomerellales; Glomerellaceae. Gene Ontology annotation, cellular component: nucleus.